AUGGGACUCCGAUACCCCGCACAGCCCAGCCCCGGCGGGAGGCUCCGGGCGCGGCGGCAGCUCCGAGUCGCCUGCACCAUCUGCUGCGUCUUCAUGGUCGGGGAGGUGAUAGGCGGCUACCUGGCGCACAGCCUGGCCAUCAUGACGGACGCGGCGCAUCUGCUGGCCGACGUGGGCAGCAUGGCCGUGAGCCUCUUCUCGCUCUGGGUCUCCGCCCGGCCGCCCACCAGGACCAUGAGCUUCGGCUGGCACCGUGCGGAGACGCUGGGCGCGCUGGCCUCCGUGCUCUCCAUCUGGCUGGUGACGGCGGCGCUCGUCUACCUGGCGGCUGCCCGCAUCCUCAGCGGCGACUACGAGAUCGAGGCGCGGGCCAUGCUGGCCACGUCCGCCGGCGCCGUGGCCGUCAACCUGCUCAUGGCCUACGUGCUGCGCCAGCCUGGCCACGGCCAUGGCCCCGGCUACGAGCGGCUGGAGGGCGGCGCGCCGGGCCAGGCGCUGCCCGGCAGCACCAGCGUCCGCGCCGCCUUCGUGCACGUCGUGGGCGACCUGCUGCAGAGCGUCGGCGUCCUCGUGGCCGCCACCGUCAUCUACUUCAAGCCCCAGUGCAAGAUCGCGGACCCCAUCAGCACCCUGCUCUUCUCCCUCUUCGUGCUGGGCUCCACCGCGGCCAUCCUGCGGGACGUCUUCCGUGUGCUCAUGGAA
Messenger RNA from Nothoprocta perdicaria, 702 nucleotides. RefSeq names its product zinc transporter 3-like. The annotation marks the transcript as partial. The record is from RefSeq and is a predicted model, not a curated record. Gene Ontology annotation, biological process: response to zinc ion; zinc ion transmembrane transport. Gene Ontology annotation, molecular function: zinc ion transmembrane transporter activity. The transcript has 6 exons. Gene Ontology annotation, cellular component: plasma membrane. NCBI's taxonomy places the organism in Eukaryota, Metazoa, Chordata, Aves, Tinamiformes, Tinamidae.